AUGGAAGCAACUACAUUUUCAGAUUAUACACCUGAUUAUGAUUAUUUCAUAGUUUCCCCGUGCAACAAAGAGGAUGUAAUAAUGUUUGCAACUCUUUUUACAACCAUUUUAAAUUCCCUUAUUUUUAUUUUUGGGAUAACUGGAAAUUGCCUUGUCCUCUGGAUUAUAGUCACAUACGAAAGUCUGGAGUCACUUACAAACAUCUUUAUAUUUAAUCUGUCUAUUGCGGGCCUGAUUUUAACAUCCUGUCUGCCAUUUUUUAGUGUCUACCAAAAUCAAGGAUGGGUAUUUGGGGCAAUGGCUUGCAAAGUCUUCAGCAUACUUUUCUCAAUAGGAUUUUACAGCGGACUUAUCUUCUUGACAUUUCUUACAUAUCAUCGUUAUCUUGCAGUUGUGGAUCCACUAUCUGCUUUAAAAGCCAAAAAACCUUUGUUUGGAAUUAUGAUUACUGUGCUUGCCUGGUUAAUGAGCAUAGCUGCUUCAGUCCCUGUGAUGAUCUUUCAAGUACAUAGCACAAAUGGUGAUCUUAACAAAUGUGAAUAUGAUCAAGUAUUCCCUGUGUUGGUAAGCCACUAUCAACAAAAUAUCUUCUUUCUACUUGCCUUCUUUUCUAUCAUAUUCUGUUAUUAUAAAAUUAUAAGGACAUUACAGCAAUCUCGAUCACAAAGGAACCACAAACCUGUUAGGCUCAUUCUUAUUAUUGUCCUGGUAUACUUUUUCAGUUGGACACCUUACAAUGUUACCAUCUUGUUACAAUCUUUUCACUAUCAACAGUUUAUUAUGGAAUGUGAAUUAGUUAGACGUAUUGACUAUGCAAAAUAUGUUAGUGAAAAGAUAGCACUUUCGCAUUGUUUCCUGAACCCUAUUUUGUAUGCUUUUGUUGGGAUCAAAUUCAGAAGACAUUUAAAGCAUCUGAUAAAAUGUUAUUGCCCUUGCAAGCAAGAAGAGAUGCGUGGAAAUAGAAAUAGUUCCCAUGACCAUUUUCACAAUGGAAUAGACUCUGUUUACUAA
Molecule: messenger RNA, 1011 nt
Organism: Staurois parvus
Lineage: Eukaryota; Metazoa; Chordata; Amphibia; Anura; Ranidae
Source: the annotation of a GenBank genome assembly